Pipistrellus nathusii (Nathusius's pipistrelle) is the source of this 1137-nucleotide messenger RNA. Lineage: Eukaryota; Metazoa; Chordata; Mammalia; Chiroptera; Vespertilionidae. The record is from the annotation of a GenBank genome assembly.
AUGAGGAGGUGUUUCCGGUCCUUGCGGACAGAGACGGUCCUAGCCAUGGUCCUCUGCACCUUCUCGCUCCUUUUCCUCCUCUUCAAUCUGCACACGACGCCGCCCAGCCCCUGCGGGAGCCUGGCAGGGCCGCCGGGCACCCCUGGGCCCGGGACCUGGCGCCCUCCGCCCGCCCCAAGCCGGGCCCCGCCCGUGCCCUGCAGGGCCAACGCCUCGAUGGCGAAGCUGCCGGACUUCCCCGGGCAGCCGCCGCACAUCCGGGACUUCCUGCUGCACCGGCACUGCCGCGACUUCCCGCUGCUGCAGGACGCGCCGCCGGGCAAGUGCGCGCCGCACGCCUUCCUGCUGCUGGUCAUCAAGUCCUCGCCCAGCAACUACGAGCGCCGCGAGCUGGUGCGCCGCACGUGGGGCCGCGAGCGCGAGGUGCGGGGCGCCCCGCUGCGCCGCCUCUUCCUGGUGGGCACCGCCGCCGAGCCCAGGGAGGCCCGCAAGGUCAACCAGCUGCUGGCCAUGGAGGCCCGGGUCCACGGCGACAUCCUGCAGUGGGACUUCCACGACUCCUUCUUCAACCUCACGCUCAAGCAGGUGCUCUUCCUCCAGUGGCAGGAGGCCCGGUGCACCAACGCCAGCUUCCUCCUCAACGGGGACGACGACGUCUUCGCACACACGGACAACAUGGUCUCCUACCUGCGGGGCCACGACCCCGACCGCCACCUCUUCGUGGGGCAACUGAUCCGGAACGUGGGGCCCAUCCGGGUCUCCUGGAGCAAGUACUACGUGCCCAAGGUGGUGACGCAGGAGGAGCGCUACCCGCCCUACUGCGGCGGGGGCGGCUUCCUGCUGUCCCGCUUCACCGCCGCCGCCCUGCGCCGCGCCGCCCGCGCCCUGGACCUCUUCCCCAUCGACGACGUCUUCCUGGGCAUGUGCCUGCAGCACGCGGGCCUGCAGCCCGCCUCCCACAGCGGCAUCCGCACGGCCGGCAUCUGGGCGCCCUCCAAGCGCCUGUCCUCCUUCGACCCCUGCUUCUACCGGGAGCUGCUGCUGGUGCACCGCUUCCUGCCCUACGAGAUGCGGCUCAUGUGGGACGCGCUGAGCCAGCCCAACCUCACGUGCGGCCGGCGCAUGCGGGUCUCCUGA